AGAAAACAAAUAAAACCUAGAACAAAUGACACAAAUUUUAGAGGGUUUGAAUUAGAGAUUGGAAUAUUAUAAUUUUUGACCCGGAGAUUGGAUUGGUUGUCUCCGGUCCAAUCCGAUUCAAUCCGAUCUUUGAACAAGUUCUUACAGAAAAACACGAUAAAGUUGCAGAAAAAAGUGCGCAACAAUGGCGACGAUGAUGGACCCAGUAACCGAAGAGUUUGCAAUCGGAUGUGUACUCUCGAUCAAGACUACAUUAGGCGACGAUUUUGAAGCCCAAGUCAUCACCUUUGAUCGAGCUUCCAACAUUCUCGUCCUUCAAGAGGGUUCGAAAUCGGGACCUAGAAAGAAUUUGAGGUUAUUGAAGGCCAAUUACAUCAAAGAAUUCACAUUUUUGCGCCAAGCUGAAGAUCCUCUUGAUCUAAAGAACUGUUAUCUUGAUCUUUCUUCUCUUCAAGCUAGAGAAGAAUCUGCUAUUAGGCAAGCGGAAAUUGAAGCGGAGAGGAUUGGAGUGGGAGUGACGGCUGAAGCUCAGAACAUUUUUGAUGCUUUGUCGAAAACGCUUCCUGUGCGCUGGGACAAGACUGUUAUAGUUGUGAUGGAUCAAGUCCGAGUUUGUAGUCCAUACUUUCCGGAGUCUGUUUCUGGAGGUACCCCGGCAGCAAAUGAGCGUGUCAGGAAAGUGCUUGAACUUGAAAGGAAGAGGCUACAUGCUCGUGGGUCUCAUUCGUAAUCAUCUCCAACCACACUGAUACGUGUUUCUGCUGGCGGAAGAGCACCAAGAUAUGCAUUAGAAGGGCUCUCUCUAGAAAUGUGUUACCUUGGUCCACAUGCUGCUGAAGCUUAAAUGAACGAAGAAUGCUGAUUUUCACGCAUUAUUUCUUCUUAUAGCUCAUGUCAAGAGGGGUGGCAUCAAUCGAAGAUCUUAUAAAAGUAAUUGUAGUCUCAAAAAUGGCUUGGAAAAUUGUUUUGUUUAAUGUCACAUAUGUCUCUUCUGUUUACGCUCCCCUUCCUUUGUCAGUCCAGAUUUAUCCCCAUAGAAAUAAGGAUGAGAUGUUGGGAAAGGUAAAAAGACGUCGUUUCAGAAUAAUUUGAAAAGAAAAAAAAUGGGGAGAGGAGGAAAACAGAGGAGUUUAAAAAUUUAUUACCAAUUCACUAUGUCACCAUGUUACAGUGUUACUAAAAAGUAAAAACGUUGUGUUUUUUCUUUUUUCUCUAA
Spinacia oleracea (spinach) is the source of this 1216-nucleotide messenger RNA. RefSeq lists its product as uncharacterized. The record is from RefSeq and is a predicted model, not a curated record. Bases 185 to 730 code for a protein of 181 amino acids. Lineage: Eukaryota; Viridiplantae; Streptophyta; Magnoliopsida; Caryophyllales; Amaranthaceae. The transcript is spliced from 6 exons.